This is a messenger RNA of Drosophila simulans, 1279 nucleotides long. RefSeq lists its product as uncharacterized. The transcript is spliced from 3 exons. The record is from RefSeq and is a predicted model, not a curated record. Bases 5 to 1255 code for a protein of 416 amino acids. Lineage: Eukaryota; Metazoa; Arthropoda; Insecta; Diptera; Drosophilidae.
GAACAUGGGUGCGGACAAGCUGCCCGAAAUUCGGGCUCUUGCUGAAGUGGUUAAACCCCACUUUUCAGGGGCCCGCCUCCUUAAUUAUCAGACAAGCAGUCUGACAAAACCGGGCGAUAACUACGGAAGCGUUCUCCUGGCAAUUCGUGCCCGGCUGCAGAAACCCAAUGGUGAGUCGUUUGAGGAGCAGCUGGUGGCUAAAGUGCCUCCGAUCGACCCCAAGUACUGGCAGUUUUUCCAGCCUGAGCGAACAUGCCUCACUGAGAACGCUGUUUACAAGAUUUUGGCCCCUGCUCUGGCCGUCCUUCAAGAUGAAGCUGCGGUCCCUGCCGAGAGCCAAUUUAAAGGAUUUCCUCGCUUCUAUGGCUGUCGCGAAUCCCUCGAAUCCAACUCCUCAAAGGUAGACCACAAUGCCGUGUUGGUGCUGGAAAAUUUGCGUAGCAGUGGCUACGUCUCCGGCCAGAGGCUAAAACCUUUCGAUCUGGCACACACGCUGCUAGCCCUUAAAUAUAUGGCCGAGUUCCACGCCCUUUCUCUGGCUCUGCGAAUUCUCCGACCAGAGGUGUUCCGGGAACAGGUCCGGCCGUUCUUCAAAAAGUUCGAUUGGCAUGCUGAAGCGCCCGAGUGGAAGUCGGUAAUGAAGGCAGAGACUCUGGAGGACAUCCGUCGAGCCACCAACAACGAUUCCAGACUAGUAGCCCGAAUGAAGGAGUUGUCGGACCAGUUUUUUGAAUUCUUAGCAGCCGCCCCAGAUAGACCCGAUGGCCCUUUUACCAGCAUUAUACACUGUGACUUUUGGAUAAAUAAUAUGAUGUUUCGUUACGGACCCUCUGGAACACCCAUCGAGCUGAAAAUUGUCGACUUUCAGACGGCACAGUACGAUUCAGUGGUGCAUGACAUAAUCUCGUUUUUGCUAUCAAGCGUUGAUACGGCUAUCUUGGAGAUAGAGUUCGAACACAUGUUGGAGGCCUACUAUGAGGCUUUUGUGCGUUGUCUGCGCCGUGUGGGAGCUAAAUUGGAGGUUCACACUUUCAAAGAGUUCCGAUUGGAAGUGAAGAGGGUGGCGUACAUUCAAGUUCCCCACGCAAUCUUUAUGACGCGCUUUAUAUUGGCUGACAGCGCGCUCAUCGGCGAUGCAGAGGCUGAGGAAUGCCCCAAGCUUACGGAUGUGCUGAAGAAUACGGGAUCGGAGCGUAUUAGCCGCAAAAUAAGCCAAAUUCUGAACUUGGCCGAAAAGUUUGACAUAUUGUACUAGGGCAAUAAAUUGAUUCGAAAAUUA